Nymphaea colorata (pocket water lily) is the source of this 1444-nucleotide messenger RNA. RefSeq names its product probable inactive shikimate kinase like 2, chloroplastic. Bases 78 to 1205 code for a protein of 375 amino acids. The transcript is spliced from 8 exons. The record is from RefSeq and is a predicted model, not a curated record. Lineage: Eukaryota; Viridiplantae; Streptophyta; Magnoliopsida; Nymphaeales; Nymphaeaceae.
GGUCUGAGACUCCCUCAUCCAACUCGACAGAGAGUUCACUCUAACGUUGUUGGUUCUGUAAAGAGGUGAGGGAGAAGAUGGCGCUCUCCUUCAUCAGCAACUCUGUGACUAGAAAUUAUCUUCCUUUCCAAAUACCAUCUCCAAGAAAGUCUCUCUGUAAAUUGCUCGACUCCAGUAGGCACUUGAAGGAUGCUGUCCCUGUGUGCUCACCACCUGCCCUCUUCUGCAGAAGCCAAGGCUUCGCCUCUCUACGAAGAAGCGCUUCUGCCAUCUCUCUGCAACCUGCAAACUACGAGUUUUCUGACAGUGCUACGGAGUUAGAAUUGCGAAUCCCACUUAUGGGGGAUGCUUUUCGGUACUCAGAAGGUAUUCUAGUGGACACAGAUGAGAGCUCCUUGAUAAUCAAGUUCCGGUCCCCUAGCUCUGUACAGACAUUGAUGGAAGUUGGUAAUCUAUAUGACAGGAUAAAGCCUGCUGAGACGAUCUGGUAUAUUGAUGAAGAUCAAUUGGUGGUAAACCUGAAAAAGCAUGAUCCUGACUUGAAAUGGCCUGAUAUUAUGGAAACGUGGGAAUCUCUCUCCACAGGAGUGAUGCAACUUCUGAAAGGCACAUCAAUAUACACAGUUGGCAAUUCCAGUGAGAUGAACUGGGAAGUCGCUAAACAGCUUGCAUCUGGUCUGGGGUAUGCUCCUCUUAACACAAGUGAAUUGCUAGAAACAAUUGCAAGACAAAGUAUUGAUACAUGGAUAGCUUCAGAAGGUGCGGAUUCUGUUGCAGAAGCUGAGGGAGCAAUACUGGAAAGUUUAAGUAGUCAUGCUCGUGCUGUAGUUGCAACAUUAGGAGGGAGCAAUGGAGCAGCUGGAAGAGCUGACAAGUGGCGUCAUCUAUACGCUGGUUUUACAGUGUGGCUAGAUCUAUCUGAAGCCUCUGAAAAGUCUGCUGAGGAAGUGGCAAGAAAUGUGCAAAGUAGCGACAAACAUGGAUACAGUAAUGCAGAUGUCAUUGUGAGGCUGGAGCAGUGGGAUUCAAACCUUUCUCAGAUAGCUGCUCAGGCUUGCCUAAGUGCACUUAAAAGAUUGAUCCUGUCAGAUAAGCAGCUGCCAGGGAAGAAGAGUCUUUAUAUCAGGUUGGGAUGCCGUGGUGACUGGCCAAAUAUUGAACCUCCGGGAUACGAUCCAUCAAAAGCAGUUGAAGAGUCCUCUUGAGAUAUCUCUCGUGGCAAUUGCAUGGCUGCUGGGCAUGCGGAUGUUUUAUGUUCACGCACUGUGUAUCUUGCCAGCAUACUGAAAGAACUGGCAUUUGCAACUGCUGAAAAGCUGGCAUGCAACUGUUUUCAAAUGGGCAAUUCUGUAUAUUAAUCUCAUUAGCUGCAAUAGUUUUUCAUUACUCAUCAAUUGAGAACGGCUUUAAAUGCGUUGGAAGAAGCUCCACUACUUUAUCUUUA